ACUUGUCCUAGGUCUUUCACAGCUAGCCUAUGAGAGCGUGGAUUUGAACCCAGGGCUUCUUGACUCCACAGCCAUCACUCUGCUUUGCAUCUCACUGCCUUUCCUUCAGAUAUAGUUGCUUAGUCAGGGACAGGUUCACAGAUGCCUAGAAGAACUGCAGAGGCCGUGAGAGUGUAGAUAGAGAUCUGUGCAUUAUUCAUAGGGAAGACUCCACCCCCAGGGCCAGGGGACUUAAAGGGAGCUGAGGGAAUCGGGGAGGGGAGCUGGAGAGAAAUCUCAGAGCAGGAGAAGGAACAGGGAAGCAACUAGAGAGGGACAAGUCCUACAAGUGGUAUAUGGUGGGAUUCGGAUCCAAGCCAAGCAUGACCUCUGAGCUGACCCGCCGACCCCUGUGCCCUCGGCUUCUGAGCUGCCUGGUGUUCCUUGCUUUCCUCUCCAGCACCUCCACACUCAGCCUGGACUUUGCGGAACAUCGGAAUAAAGCAGCCAAGAUCAAAAUCCACCCCAGAGGCAACCUCUGGGCCACAGGCCACUUCAUGGGCAAGAAAAGUGUAGAGCCCCUGGCCCUCCCAUCUCCUGGGACAGCCUCCCGCACCACCCUGGAGGAAAUGAAAGACCGGCUGAGUCAUGAGUUGGUUAGGAUUCUUCGGCUGAAGAAAUCCUUGGGCAUGAACCAAGGGGGCCCUGCAAUAAGUGCCCAGGACCUAUGGAUGCUGGUUCAGCAGCUGGAGAAGUAGUCAGGUCACCAGCAGCUAUGGCUCAGACUGCACAGACCAUGCAGCUGUAUGGAGUUCAGACCUCUGCCAUCAGGGGCUACCACCACAGUCUGAAGAAGAGUAAUUCCAGUCCCUUGUUGUUGUUCCACCAUUUCUCUACUCUUUGAUUGAGGUCACCCACUGUUAA
This is a messenger RNA of Dromiciops gliroides (monito del monte), 903 nucleotides long. RefSeq names its product neuromedin B (gene NMB). Gene Ontology annotation, molecular function: neuromedin B receptor binding; neuropeptide hormone activity. Bases 336 to 737 code for a protein of 133 amino acids. The transcript has 3 exons. Gene Ontology annotation, biological process: neuropeptide signaling pathway; positive regulation of hormone secretion. Gene Ontology annotation, cellular component: neuron projection. The record is from RefSeq and is a predicted model, not a curated record. Lineage: Eukaryota; Metazoa; Chordata; Mammalia; Microbiotheria; Microbiotheriidae.